Pestalotiopsis fici W106-1 is the source of this 1632-nucleotide messenger RNA. RefSeq lists its product as uncharacterized. The record is from RefSeq and is a predicted model, not a curated record. Bases 1 to 1632 code for a protein of 543 amino acids. Gene Ontology annotation, biological process: attachment of GPI anchor to protein. Gene Ontology annotation, cellular component: GPI-anchor transamidase complex. The transcript is spliced from 2 exons. NCBI's taxonomy places the organism in Eukaryota, Fungi, Ascomycota, Sordariomycetes, Amphisphaeriales, Sporocadaceae.
AUGUCGUCUGCCGUUGAAAAUGGCGCCAGCUCCGACUUGACCUUUAGAAAGUCUGCAGCACCGACUGGAGCUGUCGUUCCUCCAUCUCCCGAGGAACCUACGACUGUGUCCAAAAAGGAGCCGCCCCCUGAGAAGGCCUCCGAUACGCGACGACGCUCCUGGGUUGUGGCUUCGUUUUGGGCCAUCGUAAUCUUUCUCGGCCUGCCAAUAUGGUGGCAAACAACUAGCAUAUACCGGGCAAAUCUACCUGUGGAACAGAUGUUGGAGUGGUCUGAUGGCAAGGCUUGUCGACCUGUAUUCCCGCUCCGUAUCUCGAUUGACCCUGGCAGUCUACAAGAACAGGAAGCAGAGAACCUGUUGCGUCUCACACAACAUGCGCUCGACGACCUUAAUGACUUCUCAGCACAUCACUUGAGACUGCAAUUGGCUUCCAAGGAGGCCCAGCAAGAUUCUGAUGUCGCUCUCACCAUAAGACUCACGCCUGCAGAGUCAACACAUACAGCAACAUCCUCGCUUCACCCGCACUACCCGAUCCUCGAUGUAUCUUAUCCGCCGAACUCGAUUCCGACAGCCAACUCGCCGUCCUCGGGCUUAGCGACAUACCUGGCUACACAGCUACGGUCCACGUUUUCCGAGGAACAGAACAUCAUAUCGUACUUGCUCGAGACAUCGUCGGUACAUACGGAGCAGCAGCCCAAGGCCCUUUCUCAGGAAGUGGCAGACUCUCUGUCCAAGCGCAUGACGAGAUCGAUGAAGUACUCGAGGACGUAUCAUCUCACUUUCUCUUUGUUCACAAGUGGUCCUGCGCCAAGCAGCUGGGAGAUUGAGGCAGCAAUCGACGAAUAUAUGAAGCCAGUGCUUGAUAUGUUGGCUCCUAUACACAAUUUCACCAUUGACACCCAAGUUCAGCUAUAUGCUGCACCUGGCGUACAGUCUCAGGUACUUAGCAAAGAGGACUUGUCAUCCUUCAUUAAUGCAGCAGAGUGGCCACUGUCACCGUCCAUUGGUGGAGCGCCUACACUCAACUUUGUUGUAUACAUUGGAAACCAGACAAUAGGAACGGAAGCGUCGGAGACAUCACAGUCGUGGUUGAUUCCCCAAUGGGGCACGGUCUAUCUGCUUUCUCCCCCCUCGACCCCCCACGUGUCUACGGAGACUUUGAAGCAGCCGAUCUUGACCUUUACCUCGCACUUGCUUUCGCUCCUCGGUACCCCGCAAUCAAGUUCAUUACCCCUGCGUCUGUCAACUUUGAAUCGGGUCAGGUCAGCCGACCUAUUACUGCGCGCUUCGUCCUCUUUGGGGUCAUUAGCACGCUUGUCGCUCGCCCUGCCCAGCAUAUCCAUUCCAUCUCGGGUUGCAGAUGGUGUUGCCAAGUCCAUGCAUCACCUAGAGCUGGCUUGCGCGAGUCUUGGGAACCCAAAAGGCCUGGAGCACGCACGCAUUGCCGAGGCAGAGGCAGAACGCGCGUUCUUUGAGAAGAGCAUGGUUGGUCAGCUCUAUUUCCCAGAUGAACAUAAGGUUGCAGUCUACCUGCCGCUAUUGGGUCCAGUAGGCGUGCCCCUCGUCAUGGGUUUGCUAAAUGAGUUUAAGGCCUGGAGAAACAGGCGUAGGCAAAAAGCCAAGUCCAUGUAG